Messenger RNA from Cryptomeria japonica (Japanese cedar), 1698 nucleotides. Its product is annotated as ADP,ATP carrier protein 1, mitochondrial. Gene Ontology annotation, biological process: mitochondrial ADP transmembrane transport; mitochondrial ATP transmembrane transport. NCBI's taxonomy places the organism in Eukaryota, Viridiplantae, Streptophyta, Pinopsida, Cupressales, Cupressaceae. Gene Ontology annotation, cellular component: mitochondrial inner membrane. The record is from RefSeq and is a predicted model, not a curated record. The transcript has 4 exons. Gene Ontology annotation, molecular function: ATP:ADP antiporter activity. The coding region runs from base 282 to 1451 and encodes 389 amino acids.
CAUUCCAACGAUUGUUGGAAAAUACCAAACGAGGAUCGUUUGAAGAAGAAAAGGAUGUGCAGCGUUUUAAACGUGUGUUGCAACUGAAGGAAUAUCCAUGGGUUUAGUGGCUGCCGCAUUGUGACCUUGAAUAUUUUAACUGGUGGCUGGAAUGGUAUUUUUUAUUUUCUUUUAACAGAAUGAGUUGUAUUGUUCAGUGAUUCAGGAAGAGUACAAAAAAUUAGCUGGUAGAUUUCUAAUCAUUCGGGCAAAGGCAAUAGCAGUAAUAUAUUUAGGUCACAAUGUCAGAACGGUCCCAAUUUCCAUCAGUUGUGCAAAAGUUAUCAGGUCAAACUUUCCUUGGUCCCAGAUCUACACCUACCUGGCAAGUCAACCAGAAUGUCAUGCUCCAACCUCAUGGAAUGCUAUCAACUCCUGUGCAGGGUUAUGGUGGUUCACAGAGUGCAUUUUUGCAGUUAUCAAAAUGGAACAAUAUGAAUUUGGCAACUCCAGCCAUUUCACCUGUUUAUGUUCCAGCACCUUCAGAGAAAGGUGUGAAAGGUUUCAUGAUUGAUUUUUUGAUGGGAGGUGUUUCUGCUGCUGUUUCAAAAACUGCAGCUGCCCCCAUUGAACGUGUUAAGUUGUUGAUCCAGAAUCAGGAUGAAAUGCUAAAGUCUGGUCGGCUCGCUGAGCCAUACAAAGGCAUAGGAGAUUGUUUUGGUCGAACAAUCAAGGAUGAAGGUGUUAUUGCUUUAUGGAGAGGAAAUACUGCUAAUGUCAUACGUUAUUUCCCCACUCAGGCACUCAACUUUGCCUUCAAAGAUUACUUCAAGAGGCUAUUCAAUUUCAAAAAAGAUAAGGAUGGUUACUGGAAAUGGUUUGGUGGAAAUCUUGCUUCUGGCGGUGCAGCUGGUGCAUCAUCUCUUCUUUUUGUUUAUUCCUUGGACUAUGCUCGAACAAGGCUGGCUAAUGAUGCCAAGGCUGCAAAGACAGGAGGAGAGAGGCAAUUUAAUGGGCUUAUUGAUGUCUACCGUAAAACUCUCAAAUCAGAUGGUAUUGCUGGUCUGUACCGUGGAUUCAACAUAUCAUGUGUGGGGAUUAUUGUGUAUCGUGGUCUGUACUUUGGAAUGUAUGAUUCUCUAAAGCCAGUUGUUUUGGUUGGAGAUCUUCAGAAUAACUUCCUUGCAAGUUUUCUUCUUGGUUGGGGCAUUACAAUUGGUGCUGGUCUUGCUUCAUAUCCUAUUGACACUGUUCGUAGAAGAAUGAUGAUGACUUCUGGUGAGGCAGUGAAGUACAAGAGUUCAAUGGAUGCUUUUCAACAGAUUCUCAAGAAGGAAGGUGCCAAGUCACUCUUCAAGGGUGCUGGUGCAAAUAUUCUGCGAGCUGUUGCUGGGGCUGGAGUCUUGGCUGGAUAUGACCAACUGCAGUUACUUCUUCUCGGAAAGAAAUAUGGCUCUGGUGGUGGUGGCUAAUAUUAUGAAGUUGAUGGUGAUGACAAAAUGUUUAGCCAUGAUUUUUUGGCAGUUCAAACCAUUUUUCUGGUUCCUUAUAAUAAAAACACUUGGCUAAACUAUUUACAAUUUCCAGGAGACUAUGAAACAGUACAAUUUCAUUUGAUUUUGCCAUCUGGAAUUUGCGGAUGAGAAUUUGAUGUGACAUCAGGCUCUAAAAUUUUAUUUGACAUUGUGGAGAAAAAUAAUUUCCUUUAAUUUUGCAAAA